AUGGUGAACCAGAUACAUCCCAUGAUAAAAUACACCGAACUGGGGCAUAUUGGCAGCGGGGGUUUUGGAGAUGUGGUCAGAGCACUCAACAAUGCCACAGGGAGAGAGGUGGCCAUAAAAAAAAUAAAUCUUCAAGGACUGAGGAGGAAGGAACUAACCAUUAAUGAAAUAAGGAUCAUGGAGAGGUGUAGGAGUCCCAAUGUUGUGAAAUAUUUAGACAGCUACCUUGUGGGCGAGGAACUCUGGCUGGUUAUGGAGUACAUGGAUGGAGGCGCUCUGAGUGAUAUCAUCUACAAGACCUGCCUGUCUGAACAUCACAUUGCAGCCAUCAGUCGGGAGUGCCUGCAAGGACUGCAUUUUCUUCACUCAAACCAUGUGAUCCAUCGAGAUGUGAAGAGCGACAACAUCCUUCUCAGAACCAACGGUUCUGUCAAGCUGACUGAUUUUGGCCUCUCUACUCAGCUCACCCCUGAGCAGAGCAGACCGUGCUUGGUAGCUGGGACUCCGUGGUGGAUGGCACCUGAAGUGGUCACAGGUCAACCAUAUGGCCCCAAAGUGGACAUAUGGUCUUUUGGAAUUGUGGGGAUUGAAAUGGUAGAAAAAGAACCUCCUUACUGGGACCAAAGUCAUACCUCGGCUCAACGCCUGAUAGCCACAGAAGGGACCCCACAGUUGCAGCAGCCCAACCAAUUCUCGCCUUGCCUGCAUGACUUCCUGAGCUGCUGCCUGCAGAGAGACGAGGAGCAGCGCUGGUCUGCCAAGGAGCUCCUGCAGGUGCCAUCCACCACGGAGUCCCAGCUACCAAGCACGGUCUGCUCUGCUCAGGGGUGCAGGAAUUGUGUCCCAGCCAAAAACAUCAAACCAUAUCGCACCCCAGAACGUGUUGACGAGUCCAAAACCGAGGAAGCAAGUACAUGGACGUGA
Molecule: messenger RNA, 924 nt
Organism: Melozone crissalis (California towhee)
Lineage: Eukaryota; Metazoa; Chordata; Aves; Passeriformes; Passerellidae
Product: serine/threonine-protein kinase PAK 1-like
Exons: 9
Coding region: 1-924 (307 amino acids)
Biological process (GO): intracellular signal transduction; protein phosphorylation; regulation of MAPK cascade
Cellular component (GO): cytoplasm
Molecular function (GO): ATP binding; protein serine/threonine kinase activity
Source: RefSeq, a predicted model, not a curated record